Messenger RNA from Saccostrea cuccullata (small rock oyster), 995 nucleotides. Its product is annotated as putative defense protein 3. NCBI's taxonomy places the organism in Eukaryota, Metazoa, Mollusca, Bivalvia, Ostreida, Ostreidae. The transcript has 6 exons. Gene Ontology annotation, cellular component: membrane. The record is from RefSeq and is a predicted model, not a curated record. The coding region runs from base 80 to 826 and encodes 248 amino acids.
AGUACAUGAUUAUACAGUACAUCUACACCAAAAGAAGCUUAGGAAAUACUUACUUUACCUAUCCACUUAAACGACAGUAAUGGCCGGUAAAUACCAGUGUCAUCUUCAGUCUCAUCCUAGAGGGAUAAAGAUGUGUAGUUCUAUGAGAAUGCAGUCCGUGGUUGUAUGCCUGAGUUUCUGUGUGGCUGUUGUUUAUGGGUACUCAGCUGGAGCCCCCGCGGGGGUGUGCGAGUCUAUGGUCCCCGGUCACGGGGCUGCCAUACAAGCCGGCCCCUCCCCCUACAGAGUGACUAUGAAUACUACAAGUUACACAGCCGGUGACCGUAUCAUGGUCACUGUGUCGGGGGGAACCUUCAGAGGAUUGCUUGUGGAGGUCCGUCUUGCAGAUUGUUCCACCGUUACUUAUCCGACAUUUUCUCUGAUGACCAGUGAAUCAAACCUUCAGACUCUUGCCUGUAAUGGUGAAGCAGAUAGUGCUGUCACACAUACUAACAGGAAUGACAAAACUGAGGCCAAUUUUUACUGGACUCCCUCAUCUAGUUUGGGACACGUUUACUUCCGUGCUACAGUAGUGCAGGUCCAGAACACGUACUGGGUUGGUAUUGAGUCCCCUGUUCUGCGUGACAAUAACUCCACUGACCUCGUCCCUGACCCUAUCUGUCCAAUUACAACUUCUACAGCUACGACCUCAUCGACCACAAUGGGGAUGAAUGGAACCACUACUAACCAGGUAGGCGGAGGCGGGGGUAAUAACGCAGGAGCGGAUCUGAGGUCAACUGUAGCGUCUCUGAUCAUCAUGAUGAUGGCAUCAUUCCUAACAAUAUAGCAUUCUCUUGUUACAUAAUACUCCAUUCACAUUCAACUAUGCAUAAAAAAGAAAUGAUAUGUAAUCGGAACAUCAAGCAGUAAAAACGUCUAGUCAACCAAACUACAUGUAUGAAACAAAUUUUAAUAUAAAAGUGACUUACUAGUUAUUGUAGUGGCAAUUCAUAUGA